This is a messenger RNA of Elgaria multicarinata webbii, 834 nucleotides long. Its product is annotated as cytochrome P450 2C8-like. Gene Ontology annotation, cellular component: cytoplasm; intracellular membrane-bounded organelle. Gene Ontology annotation, biological process: xenobiotic metabolic process. Lineage: Eukaryota; Metazoa; Chordata; Lepidosauria; Squamata; Anguidae. The transcript has 5 exons. Gene Ontology annotation, molecular function: iron ion binding; heme binding; oxidoreductase activity, acting on paired donors, with incorporation or reduction of molecular oxygen, reduced flavin or flavoprotein as one donor, and incorporation of one atom of oxygen. The coding region runs from base 19 to 834 and encodes 271 amino acids. The record is from RefSeq and is a predicted model, not a curated record.
GAAACGUUCCCAUGGAUCAUGAACCAUCUUCCAGGACCUCACAAAAAGGCCCUCUCCGCCCUUGAGAUACUGCUUUCACAUGCAAGGGAGGAGAUAGAGAAGCAUAAGGAGCAACAGUCUUUUCAUGAGCCACAGGAUUACAUAGAUUUCUAUCUACUUCAGAUGGAGAAAAGCAGAAAUGACCCCAACUCUACCUAUGAUGAAGAGAACCUGGCUCAGUGCAUUCACGACUUCUUUAUUGGGGGAACAGAGACAACCAUCACUUCUCUGAGAUGGGCUUUAUUUCUCCUGGCAAACCAUCCAGAUAUCCAAGACAAAGUCUACAAGGAGAUAGAAGAUGUUUUUGGUUCAUCUCAUUCCAUCUGCUACCAAGAUAUAAAGAAACUGCCCUACACUAAUGCUGUGAUUCAUGAGGUGCAGCGUUCAAAAUAUGUCAUAUUAUUUGGGGGAUCAAGACAAUGUACAAAGGAUGUGAAAGUGAACGGUUAUCUCAUUCCUAAGGGGGCAUAUAUUAUUCCAGAUCUGCGCUCUGUUCUUCUUGAUCCUGAGCGGUGGGAGUCUCCUGAAAAGUUCAACCCUAACCAUUUUUUGGACAAGGAUGGAAAUUUUGCAGCUAGAGAAGAAUUCCUACCAUUCGGUGCAGGGGAUCGGGUGUGUCCUGGGCAGCAGCUAGUGAGGAUUGAACUCUUUAUCUUCUUGACCAGCCUGCUGAGGAUGUUCAGGUUUCAGCUGAAAGGAGGCGUGAAGACACCCAAUCCGUGUGUUCUGAAAGGGAUCACAUUAUUUCCCCAUCCUUAUAAAAUCUGUGCUGUUCCUCGCUGUAGCUCAUCAUAA